This is a messenger RNA of Bemisia tabaci, 1033 nucleotides long. It is a transcript of the gene Prosbeta5, whose product is annotated as Proteasome beta5 subunit. Gene Ontology annotation, molecular function: threonine-type endopeptidase activity. Gene Ontology annotation, cellular component: proteasome core complex; cytoplasm. Lineage: Eukaryota; Metazoa; Arthropoda; Insecta; Hemiptera; Aleyrodidae. The record is from RefSeq and is a predicted model, not a curated record.
ACCUCAAAACUGUUGUACUCAUUCAUUUCGCCGUGAAGCCUCCUUUUUCUCAGUCAAAUUUUUAUUUAUUUUAAUAUUAGGUAGUUAUGGCUCUCGCCGAUGUUUGUAAAAUCGGUCCAAAUUUUCAGUUCCGCCCAUUCAAGAAUGAAACCGUCGAAGAUGUGUGCGAGCAAACCGCUAAUUUCACCAACGGCUUUCAACUAGCUCUACCUCCUUUUGCUGAUCCUGCAAGAAAUUUAGCUCGCUUUAACAAGGAUGAAAGUGGCAAGCCAAUUCAAUUUAAAUUUGAUCAUGGAACUACGACGUUAGCCUUCCGAUACCAGGGUGGUGUGCUCCUAGCUGUAGACUCUCGAGCCACUGGUGGCAGUUUUAUUGGUUCACAGAACAUGAAAAAAAUAAUUGAAAUCAAUGAUUUCCUAUUGGGAACACUUGCCGGUGGUGCUGCCGACUGUGUUUACUGGGACCGAGUUCUGACAAAACAGUGUCGCAUGUAUGAAUUACGGAACCGAGAACGCAUCUCUGUAGCUGCAGCCUCAAAACUAUUGGCCAACAUGUUUUACAACUACAAAGGAAUGGGACUCUCAAUGGGAAUGAUGCUUGCCGGUUGGGAUAAGCGGGGCCCAGGUUUGUAUUACAUCAGUGACGAUGGAACAAGGACUCCCGGUAAAGUUUUCUCUGUAGGAUCUGGAUCAGUAUAUGCUUUUGGUGUAUUGGACUCAGGAUACAGAUGGGAUCUAACAGACGAAGAGGCUUACCAAUUAGGCCGCCGUGCUAUCUACCACGCGACACAUCGUGACGCUGCUAGUGGUGGUAUCAUCAGAGUUUAUCAAAUCACAAAAGAAGGCUGGACUCACAUUGCUGACGAAGACUGCAAUGAUGUUCAUUACAAACUUGAAGAAGCGAAAGCUGCCUCCACUUCUUCCUAAUCUGCACAUAAUCCUUUUUCAUAUUGUGAAUUCAAAUAAGUUGUCCCUUUUUUCAAGAGAUUUGUUAAUUUUUUUACUAUAAAAUAAAACUAGAUUGUAAGGAAUAA